CAGCAUUCUGAGUUUACUUCUGAUAUAAAACCAUUAGCAACCAAAUUGGUUCGACGAUCGUUUAUGAGAUCUGGUGUCCGCAAAAUCACAGUUAACCAUGGAAGACUUCGGGGUAGUUUAUUCAUACCAAGUGAUGAAACAUCCAACAGACAACGACGACGAUAUCCUGCUGUGAUAGAUCUGUUUGGUAGCACCGGUUCUUUGAUAGAAUCCAGAGGUGCUUUGUUAGCGUCCCAUGGAUUUAUUACUUUAAGUUUGGCCUAUUUUGCUUAUAAAGACUUACCUUCAGUCAUCACCGAGGUUGAUUUUGAAUAUUUCGAAGAGGCUAUUGAGUGGAUUAUUAACCACAAGCAAGUUUCCAGUGAGAAUGGUAUAGGUGUUUUAGGGACAUCUCUAGGAGGGGUAAUAGCUCUAUACAUAGCGAAACAGUGUCCACAAGUAAGUGCUGUUAUAAGUAUUAAUGCUACCCCAACUUUCUUUGUUUUUGGCAUCCGCCAUAAUGGUAAACAGCUGCCAUAUUGCUGUUCAAUUGAUUGUGGCCAUACUGUAUUCAAUGAUGAUGGAUCUAUGAUUUCAUCUUGGAAAGUAGAUGAAUCUAAAUUGUUUUAUUUAGAUGAAAGUUCUCGUAGUAAAGUAUUGUUUUUAGUUAGUGGCGAUGACAAAUUACUUUACACUAGUGACUAUUACAUCUGGCUCAACAACUUGACCCCAACCAAAAAAAAAGAUGUUGAAUUAAUUAUAUACGAGGGUGCUGGCCACCUCUUGGAACCUCCAUAUACCCCACUCUUUUAUUCUUGUUAUUCUAUAUACUUUGGUGGGGCUACUAUUUUUUGGGGUUCUCCUCAACAACAUGCUGAAGCACAAGAAAAGUCCUGGUUAAAAAUCAGGGAAUUUUUUACCGAAAAUCUUUAAAAAUUUGAACAGUGAUUCGAUAUUGAUUCUUUAUAUCAGUGUGCAACACAUCAAAUAUUUACUGAUUGCACGUGUCAGCUUGAUGCAGGGAAUGAGCUAAACAUUUGAUCACCGUAAACUGUUUGUGCAGGUUGUCCAGCAAGAAAUUGCAGAAGUGUCCUUCUCAGACCGGAAAGACUUCCAAUAUAUAAAAGACAAGAAUUCUAAUGAUGGCUGUUUGCAUUAUAAAAGUAGGGGUGGCCACAGAUGAGUCUGUAUAAGAACCAUUAACCUUUAAACAGGCGAUAUCCGACCAAAAUAUCAUACAUGUUUUAUAUUCAAACUGGCCACAUUUAACUUCCCACACCUACCCUACAAUGUCAUUCUAAAACUAAACAAUCACAUUAUUGAAAUCUAAAAGCCAUGAGAUAAUGCAUCAUUAACUCAAAAGAAUGUGAAUUAAUAAGCAUCACAUUUAGCAACAAUCUGAAUGCUAAAGAGUUAAUGUCUGUAGUUGUGAUAAUGGUAAUGUUUGUGAUGAUGCUGUGAUAAAUAUGCUAAUAAUGUUUAUGAGGAUGAUAAUAUUUGUAAUGUUGGCAUUGAAAUAAAAAGAUGUUUAUGUUAUUAA
This is a messenger RNA of Octopus bimaculoides (California two-spot octopus), 1519 nucleotides long. RefSeq names its product acyl-coenzyme A amino acid N-acyltransferase 1. NCBI's taxonomy places the organism in Eukaryota, Metazoa, Mollusca, Cephalopoda, Octopoda, Octopodidae. Gene Ontology annotation, biological process: acyl-CoA metabolic process; fatty acid metabolic process. The record is from RefSeq and is a predicted model, not a curated record. Gene Ontology annotation, molecular function: fatty acyl-CoA hydrolase activity.